GCUUCCUCUUUUUCUUCCCAGUGACUGCAGGUAGGGGCAGACAUGCCUUUCUCAAACACCCACAACCUCCUGAAGCUGAACUACUCUGCCGAUGAUGAGUUCCCUGACCUGAAAGCUCACAACAAUCACAUGGCCAAGGUGCUCACCUUGGACCUGUACAAGAAGUUGAGGGAUAAGCAGACUCCCAGUGGCUUUACGCUGGAUGAUGUUAUCCAGACUGGGGUUGACAACCCAGGCCAUCCCUUCAUAAUGACAGUAGGAUGUGUAGCUGGUGAUGAAGAAUCCUAUGAGGUGUUUAAGGAACUUUUUGAUCCAGUUAUUGAAGACAGGCAUGGUGGCUACAAACCAACUGAUCAGCACAAGACAGACCUGAACGCUGAUAAUCUGCAGGGAGGUGAUGAUCUGGAUCCAAAUUAUGUGCUAAGUUCCCGUGUCAGAACUGGUAGAAGCAUCCGUGGAUUCUGUCUUCCCCCGCACUGCAGUCGAGGAGAGAGGCGGGCUAUUGAAAAGCUCUCCGUUGAAGCUCUGGGUAGCCUGGAAGGUGAUCUCAAGGGCAAGUACUAUGCUCUGAGGAACAUGACUGAAGCAGAGCAGCAGCAGCUGAUUGAUGAUCACUUCUUGUUUGACAAGCCAGUUUCUCCUCUUCUGUUGGCAUCUGGGAUGGCACGAGAUUGGCCUGAUGCCAGGGGUAUCUGGCACAAUGAUAAUAAGACCUUCCUUGUUUGGAUCAAUGAGGAGGAUCACCUUAGAGUUAUUUCCAUGCAGAAAGGUGGCAACAUGAAGGAAGUAUUUACCCGUUUCUGUACUGGGCUAACACAGAUAGAAAAUCUCUUUAAGUCCAAAAACCACGAGUUCAUGUGGAAUCCACACUUGGGCUACGUCCUGACCUGCCCAUCCAACCUUGGAACAGGGCUCCGUGCUGGUGUGCACAUCAAGUUACCAAACCUUGGGAAACAUGAGAAGUUUGGAGAGGUCCUCAAGAGACUGCGGCUUCAGAAGCGAGGCACAGGUGGUGUGGAUACAGCUGCUGUUGGAGGAGUGUUUGAUAUCUCCAAUGCUGAUCGUCUUGGCUUCUCUGAGGUGGAGCUGGUGCAGUUAGUGGUGGAUGGUGUGAAGCUGAUUACUGAAAUGGAAAAACGCCUUGAAAAAGGCCAGUCUAUUGAUGACCUCAUGCCAGCUCAAAAAUGAAGCACUUUAUUUUCAUGCUUCCUAACUUAUUGGAUGAAUAAUGUCACUCCAGUUCAAACCCCUGGGUUCAGAGCCCACUUAGUUACACUGUAGAGAAGUCUUCCAUCCAUCCGUGUUAGAGUUUAUUUUUUUGAUGGUUGAGAUGUUGCUGAAAAUAAACUGUUGUUUUGGCCUGAA
Messenger RNA from Pezoporus flaviventris, 1365 nucleotides. RefSeq names its product creatine kinase B (gene CKB). The transcript is spliced from 7 exons. The record is from RefSeq and is a predicted model, not a curated record. NCBI's taxonomy places the organism in Eukaryota, Metazoa, Chordata, Aves, Psittaciformes, Psittacidae. Gene Ontology annotation, biological process: phosphocreatine biosynthetic process. Bases 43 to 1188 code for a protein of 381 amino acids. Gene Ontology annotation, molecular function: creatine kinase activity.